Fusarium vanettenii 77-13-4 is the source of this 582-nucleotide messenger RNA. RefSeq lists its product as uncharacterized. Lineage: Eukaryota; Fungi; Ascomycota; Sordariomycetes; Hypocreales; Nectriaceae. The transcript has 2 exons. The record is from RefSeq and is a predicted model, not a curated record. The annotation marks the transcript as partial.
AUGCUAGAGGGUCCAAUCGAUGCCACUGUAAGCCAUGGGUUCCAGGCUCAACGGGCAGGGGCCCUGGCAUUCUUACCAACUAGAAUCCUGGAUACGAGGCAAGAUGAAUGCAUUCACCGAAUCCGUGAGUGGAUAUUCCGCUGCAAGAACCAACACCCAUCUUGCUCGCACCAAGGACUAGCAGGCUCUCAUCUUCCAUCCCGCGUCAUUGAAGUCGGUUACCCACCAAAACUUUACGAGUCUCAGGGCGAAAGAGCCCACUACAUAACGCUUAGCCACUGCUGGGGAACAUCUCAACACUUUGUGACCACAUCUGAGAACAUCCAAGACCUGCGAACUGAAAUCCCUUGGAUGUCGCUUCCAAAGACGUUCCAAGAUGCAAUUUUGAUCACCCGAAACUUGGGGAUUAGAUUCCUCUGGAUAGACUCGCUGUGUAUUAUGCAAGACAAAAGAUCGGACUGGGAACUGGAAUUGGCGAAAAUGGGUGAUAACUAUAAGAACUCAUUUCUCACUAUCGCUGCUGCUUCAGCUGUCGACGACCAGGCGGGCUUUCUUGGCCCCAGGGGGACUACCAGCAUCCUU